Messenger RNA from Drosophila obscura, 1861 nucleotides. Its product is annotated as CDK5RAP1-like protein. Gene Ontology annotation, biological process: negative regulation of cyclin-dependent protein serine/threonine kinase activity; tRNA modification. The transcript has a single exon. The coding region runs from base 59 to 1831 and encodes 590 amino acids. Gene Ontology annotation, molecular function: tRNA-2-methylthio-N(6)-dimethylallyladenosine(37) synthase activity; 4 iron, 4 sulfur cluster binding. NCBI's taxonomy places the organism in Eukaryota, Metazoa, Arthropoda, Insecta, Diptera, Drosophilidae. The record is from RefSeq and is a predicted model, not a curated record. Gene Ontology annotation, cellular component: cytosol; mitochondrion.
UCUCUAGCCUGCGCUUGCAUAAUUUUCAAAACAAAAAAGAUUUUUCGAAAAUUUCACGAUGAGACUGCGCUGCCAGGCGAUAUACCGUCAUGUGCGACAUGUUUCUGCAUCGGCCAGCGCUGCAUCCAAUCCUGCACCUGCCACAGCAGCAAAAGCAGCCGCAGAAAUCCAGCCGGAACCGGCGACAGCACGUGUAACGUUUAUGGAGAAAAUUCAACGCGGGCCCGGUCUGCAAGACUUUUUCACAGUGAAACCCGCCUCCAAGCUGAAACUGGGCGAAGAGGCGGAACUUGAGGGAGUGGAUAGCAGCAUUCCGUAUUUGAACUCCAUCGAUUUCCAUGGUCAUGGGCGAAAGGUUCACUUCGAGGUGUAUGGCUGCCAGAUGAACACCAACGACACGGAGGUGGUGUGGAGCAUACUGAAACAGCAUGGCUAUGAGCGUUGCCAGGAGCUGGAAGAUGCGGAUCUAGUCAUGCUGGUCACCUGUGCCGUGCGCGAGGGAGCUGAGCAGAAGAUCUGGAAUCGCUUGCGACAUCUGCGUGCCAUGAAGCAAAGGCGAGGCACCAAGCGGCAGCCACUGCAGUUAACGCUGCUGGGAUGCAUGGCGGAGCGAUUGAAGGAGCAGCUGCUGGACCAGGAGCAGUGCGUGGAUGUCAUUGCGGGGCCGGACAGCUACAAGGAUCUGCCCAGGCUGCUGGCAGUGUCGCGGCAUUACGGAAAUUCCGCCAUCAACGUACUCCUCUCGCUGGACGAAACGUACGCGGAUGUGAUGCCAGUCCGACUGAAUGCCGAGUCGCCCACGGCCUUUGUCUCCAUCAUGCGCGGCUGCGACAACAUGUGCACCUACUGCAUUGUGCCCUUCACCCGUGGCCGGGAGCGCUCGCGACCACUGGCGUCCAUUGUCAAUGAGGUGCGCGCCCUGCAGGAGGAGGGCGUCAAGGAGGUGACUCUCUUGGGACAGAAUGUCAACUCGUAUAGGGACAAGGGAGCUGGAGAGGCCUCAGAGCAGCCCAGCCUGGUGCCGGGCUUCAAAACCGUUUACAAGCCCAAAACGGGUGGCAUUCCCUUCUCCGAGCUGCUCCAGAGCGUGGCCGAGGCUGUGCCCGAGAUGCGCAUACGUUUCACCUCCCCCCACCCCAAGGACUUCUCUGACGAGGUGCUGCGUGUCAUUCGGGACUAUCCCAAUGUCUGCAAGCAGCUCCAUUUGCCAGCACAGUCGGGCAACACGGAGGUUUUGGCCAGGAUGAGGCGUGGCUACACCCGGGAGGCGUACCUGGAGCUGGUGGACCACAUACGAGAGAUACUGCCGACCGUGGGUCUGUCCAGUGACUUUAUCUGCGGCUUCUGUGGCGAAACGGAGGCAGAGUUCGAGGACACCGUCUCGCUCAUCAACAGAGUGCAAUACAACGUGGCCUAUCUGUUUGCCUACAGCAUGCGGGAGAAGACCACGGCGCAUCGGCGCUACGUGGAUGAUGUUCCUGUGGCUGUGAAGACAGCGCGACUGCAGCGCAUGGUCCAGGCCUUCCGAGAGGGAGCGACCCAGCUGCACAAACAUUUUGAGGGCCAGCAGCAGCUUAUUCUCAUCGAGGGUAAGAGCAAGCGCUCAGAUGCCCACUGGUUUGGACGCAACGAUGCCAACAUCAAGGUGAUUGUUCCUGCCAUGGAUCUGCCCACGGGCGCCACGGCAAAUGCAGCACGCAGGGCCAUAGAUGUUGGCGACUUUGUGGUGGCCCAAAUAGACGAGUCCAACUCUCAGGUCCUGAAAGGAACUCCCCUGGAAAUCAGCAGCAUUGGCAGCUUUAACAGCAGAACGAGGCUAGGGCUUACAUAAUAAAGUGAGCUUUAAUCGAACUUAAUUUUA